UCAAAGCCCAUUUGUCAGAGAGGAAAAUUGACGUGAAUUUUCAGUUCGUGGUCGUGUUGUGGUUUUCUUUUGCAAAAACUGUGAAAAUAUUGAAAUUGGUGAAUUCAAUUGUGAAAAAAUUUAAACAUUUACUCGGUAUACCGGUGGUGUUUGUGGUCUGGACCAUUAUCAUUUAAAACAAGUGCUACGAACAUCAUCUAAAUCUAUGCAAUAUGGGCAACAGCGAUUCUAAACUAAACUUUCGCAAGUCGAUUGUGCAGCUGACGCAGAAAAAUCAAAAGAUCGAUGCUGACGACCCAUUUUGGGAGCAAUUCUGGUGUGGCCAUCAGACCUCUUUGGAAGAUGUAUUUGCUUUGGUGACUGCCUCGGAGAUACGCAAUAUUCGCAACGAUAAUCCAGCUAAUUUGGCCACUUUGUGUUAUAAGGCUGUGGAAAAACUUGCGGAGGCGGUCGACAGCAGUUGUCGCACACAGGCCGAGCAGUCUUGUGUUUUGAAUUGUGUGCGUUUGCUGAUACGUGUUAUGCCCUAUAUAUUCGAGGAUGAUAAGUGGCGUCAUUUCUUUUGGAGUAGUUUGCCUGCCCAGGAGCAGCGACAUCAAAGGGACGAAGGACAUGCUGAGCAUGGACAGGUCAUGGGUGAGAGUGAGCAGAUAACAAAUCAAAAUCAGACUGUUCCAUUGGCCCAGAGCCUGUUGAAUGCAGUGUGUGAUUUGCUGUUUUGCCCCGACUUUACUGUGACGGCCGCCACAAGGCGACCGGGACCAGAGAAGGCAGAAGAAUUGGCAAAUAUCGAUAGUUGUGAAUACAUCUGGGAGGCCGGUGUGGGUUUUGCUCAUUCCCCGCCCAAGAACACCAAUAUGGAGCGAAGACGUACGGAAUUAUUGAAACUAUUGCUGACGUGUUUCUCAGAGCCCAUGUAUAGGGCACCCCAACCUGCAGACGAACCCAAUAAAUGGAUUGCUUACUUUACCUCAGCCGAUAAUCGUCAUGCACUGCCCCUUUUCACCUCCUUCUUGAAUACAGUAUGUGCUUAUGAUCCUGUGGGUUUCGGUGUACCCUAUAACCAUUUACUAUUUACGGACACCACUGAGGCCUUGGUGGAAGCCUGUCUGCAAAUCUUGAUUGUUACGCUGGACCAUGAUAUGAUUGUGCAGCAGCAACACCAACUGGAGCUACAACGACAUGGUAAAGCCGGCAUGGGACCAGGUCCCUACGAUGAUGUGUGUGGUGAUAAUCUCUUCAUCAACUACUUGUCGCGGGUACAUCGCGAUGAAGAUUUCCAUUUCAUAUUGAAGGGCAUUACACGUUUGCUAAACAAUCCCUUGGUGCAAAAUUACUUGCCCAACUCAACCAAACGUCUGCAUUGUCAUCAGGAAUUGUUGAUAUUAUUUUGGAAGAUUUGUGACUAUAACAAGAAGUUUUUGUAUUUCGUUUUAAAGAGCUCCGACGUUUUGGAUAUUCUCAUACCCAUACUCUAUCAUUUGAAUUAUUCGCGUGCCGAUCAAUCGAAGGUGGGCCUGAUGCAUAUAGGUGUCUUCAUAUUGCUUUUGUUGUCAGGCGAGCGUAAUUUCGGUGUGCGCUUGAACAAACCCUACACAGCAACUGUGCCGAUGGAUAUACCCGUGUUUACGGGCACCCACGCUGACCUCUUGAUAACCGUAUUCCAUAAGAUCAUCGCUACGGGUCAUCAACGUUUGCAGCCCUUAUUCGACUGUUUGCUCACCAUCUUGGUGAAUGUUUCGCCCUACCUUAAGACUUUGUCCAUGGUGGCUAGUGUGAAACUUUUGCAUUUAUUAGAGGCUUUUAGCACACCAUGGUUCUUACUCUCAGCUCCGAGUAAUCAUCAUUUGGUGUUUUUCUUGUUGGAGAUUUUCAACAACAUCAUACAGUACCAAUUCGAUGGAAAUUCCAAUUUGGUGUACACCAUAAUACGCAAGCGACAUGUAUUUCAUGCCAUGGCAAAUUUGCCCUCCGACAUGGCGGGCAUUGCCAAGUGCUUAAGUGGACGCAAGGUGGGAAAAUUUAAUUUACCCCCAGUACGACAAAAAAGGAUAACAACAGUGGUGCAAAACUUCCAGAACAAUCAAUUGCCAGAUUGUGAGGAGGAGGACGACGAUGAAGAUGAUGUGGAGGAAGAGGGUAAUGCUGUCAAGAAUGGCCCAAACAGCCAUAGGAGUGUGGAGUCAGAAACGGAAUCCCAACAACAAACGGGUGAGGAGCAAAUGGAGGGUGCUUUUCCAGCGAUGCCUGCAGAGCCGGGUACAUUGAAAGCAUCGCUGCCUGAUACACCAGCUUUACAUCAAAUGACUGAAAGAGAGCAAGCCCAUCCAGGCAAUAACUCCGCUGACCAAACGCCGACAAUUGAUGGCACUUCGGAUAUUGUGGGGUUUGAAAAGGCCAGUGAAAAAUCUCCCACUAAGUCUCCGACCAAUAGUCCCAAUGGCAAUGUAGAACGAGAUGAGAAAUCAGUUAGCCGUCUUUCCGUAGCCCAUCGCAGCAGUAUUCGCAUGGUCCACCAGCCAUCGAUGGAGGUGUGGACUCCCACCCCCGAAUGGAUUGUGUCUUGGCGUUCCAAACUACCUUUGCAAACAAUUAUGCGUCUGCUGCAGGUCUUAGUCCCCCAGGUGGAGAAAAUAUGCAUUGACAAAGGGCUAACCGAUGAGUCGGAAAUAUUAAAGUUCUUGCAACAUGGUACACUGGUGGGUCUGCUGCCAGUGCCCCAUCCCAUUCUUAUACGAAAGUACCAGGCCAAUGCUGGCACAACGGCUUGGUUCCGCACAUACAUUUGGGGUGUCAUCUAUCUGCGAAAUGUUGAACCAGCCAUUUGGUACGACACCGAAGUAAAGCUAUUCGAAAUCCAAAGAGUCUAAUAGGUGUAGGAAAACCACAAAUCUCACUAUAACUAUUAAGGGCUUUAAUUUAACUCCACUUUUCCCAGUCUUAGUAAUACAUACUAUACACAACAUGACAAAAACGCUCAAAAAUCGACGUCUGCUUUUGUUUGGUUAAUUUGAUUACAUAUGACGACGUACAUAUUUACAACAGAAAGCAAAACACACAACACGCCCCAAACACAAAGAAAAAUCAAUAGCCCCUUAUCGCUUAUUUAUUUUUUAUCAAAUGGCACUUGAAAUAGAGGUAACCAUUAUGGGUCGUCUAAUUGUUUUAUGUGCCUCCCCAACAUUGCUAUCUUAACAAUGAAUUUACCUCGAUGUAUAUAUACUAGAUACUCUUUAACAACAAUCCUUUACCACAAAUACCCAAAAACACACCACCAAUCCAUAUACUAGAUGAUAUGUGAUGCUUAUUUAUGUUAGUGUAUACUCCCAUAACUUUAGCUUGUCGUUUUUUGUUUGUCCUAAAUGUAAGUGCAAUUUUUUGUUAGUUUCAAUUUUUAAGAAAAAGAAAAAAACCAAUCGCUAGAAUUCCGUUAAAAUCUACACAACAAGUAUUUAUAAAAAGAAACGAAAAGGAAAUUAUGAUAUACUAUAUACAGAGAAAUACUUAUAUUCCAUAUUAUUAUUGUAUCGUGUUACAAAUAAAUCAAAAUACAUAUGUAUCUCUUACACCAGA
Messenger RNA from Stomoxys calcitrans (stable fly), 3573 nucleotides. Its product is annotated as protein HID1. The record is from RefSeq and is a predicted model, not a curated record. The transcript has 2 exons. Lineage: Eukaryota; Metazoa; Arthropoda; Insecta; Diptera; Muscidae. The coding region runs from base 213 to 2870 and encodes 885 amino acids. Gene Ontology annotation, cellular component: membrane; Golgi medial cisterna; Golgi trans cisterna.